UUUGUUUACAAUUUCCAAGUGUGAAUCGUUAAUAAUUUUGAUUCGGUCUUUGGUCACUGCUGUUAGCGUUAUUCAUUUGUUUCAAAUAAGAGAUUUUGUUAAGUGUUUUGUAUUUUAAUUGCAUGGCGACCAAGGAGGUUGGAAUAUCAUCUGCUCUUUUGGAGCCUUCUGCAAAGAAAACGAAAAAUUUUCCUCGAGAAUAUCCUUUCCCAAUUCUAAAAGGUAGUGUUUCAGAUGCAAAUUCAAAAAAAGAAUGGAGCUGUUUUAUUGGCUAUUUAAAAGAGGAUUCUGUUAUUGUCACAGACAAAGAAAGUAUGAAAGAAAUUUACAUGAAGGGCUUUUUCGGCAAAGGAUCGUUGUCAAAGAGUGCUCCAAAAGUUUGCUAUGAACAAGCUAUAGGUUUCAAAGACCAUAAUAGAACUCAAGCUUCUGAGGAAAAAAGGAGCACAGAAAAAGAAGUUACCGAAGACGAAGAAAUAGAAGUCAUUGACUCUGACGAUGAUAGUCGGUCUAGAGAAGGAAGUCGAGGAAUAAAACGAGAGAUUGAAAUUGUUCUGUCCGACUCCAGCAGUCAAACAUCUGACAAUGAAUCUCUUUCAUCUGAAAUGAGAAAAAGCGAGCAGCCACGAGAAUCUUCCGAAGAGGAGCAUUUACAUUUGUCUUUUGAAGAAGCCUUUUUUCUUUCAUAUGGAUUGGGCUGUUUGGUUGUCAAAGAUAAAGACCAGCCUCUAGAUUUGACAAAAUUGUGGAAUAAGUUCUGUAACCUAUAUCCAGAGCAAAAUUUUCCUGUCAUGUAUACUGCUUACCAUCAUUUUAGAAGCAAAGGAUGGGUUGUGAAAAGUGGGCUCAAGUAUGGAGUUGACUUUGUGUUGUAUAAAGAUGGACCACCAUUCUACCACUCCACUUAUGCAGUGAUAGUGAAAUCUUUAAAGGAACAGAACUACAAAGAGAUAAACACAGGUGGAAAACAACCAUUAACCUGGUCUGCUCUCGCUGCUAUCAAUCGAGUUUGCUCUCACUCGGGAAAGGGACUGAUGUUUUUGUAUGUUAUUAAACCAAGUACAAUGUCUGAAAACAAAAUUUCGACUCCAUUUUGCAUUUCCGAAUAUAAAAUAGAGGAAGUUUUGAUUAAAAGAUGGGUUCCUUCAGAAAGUCGAGAAGAAGACACUGGAUGAUGAUUAGAAAAAUUAUGUGACUGUUUGAUAAAUCAUUUGUAUAUUUUUUUCAUAUGAUUCAUAUGCAAAGAAGUUACCUUGUUUUGUAUAUAAAAGUUAAAAAUCUAGUUUUUUAUAACAUUUGUGUUUGAAAUCCACUUGUUGCAUUUGUUUAUUACAAUCCACAUUUCACACAUUA
Molecule: messenger RNA, 1353 nt
Organism: Uloborus diversus
Lineage: Eukaryota; Metazoa; Arthropoda; Arachnida; Araneae; Uloboridae
Product: tRNA-splicing endonuclease subunit Sen2-like
Exons: 8
Coding region: 123-1175 (350 amino acids)
Biological process (GO): tRNA splicing, via endonucleolytic cleavage and ligation; tRNA-type intron splice site recognition and cleavage
Cellular component (GO): tRNA-intron endonuclease complex
Molecular function (GO): tRNA-intron lyase activity; nucleic acid binding
Source: RefSeq, a predicted model, not a curated record